Molecule: messenger RNA, 2796 nt
Organism: Colletotrichum paranaense
Lineage: Eukaryota; Fungi; Ascomycota; Sordariomycetes; Glomerellales; Glomerellaceae
Exons: 1
Coding region: 1-2796 (931 amino acids)
Source: RefSeq, a predicted model, not a curated record
AUGUUUAGUUGGCACGAUAAAGCGUGCAAGUCUCUCAGUAUUGGGUUCUCAGAAGAGUUAGGUCUACCAAUCUGUGCUGGCGACAAAUGCGUUGCUCCUCGCCGGGGUAGGACACGGGCUGCACCCGAAAUAGCACUACCGGUGCCCGCUCCGAAGACCACGUUCGAGCUUACAUGGCCAUCUUCACUGAACUUGGUGGACCGAGAAACCUCCAACUCCAGCCUGGUCAAAGAAGGGUCAGCCGAACCGAAACCUUCCUCACUCAACGACGCAGGUCGGAACGUUGUGUCGCAUCCUGGCCAACAUACGCCGAGCCAACAAAAGCCUACAAACGACUCACCUUUUCGAGAUGAGAAUUCAUACCAGCCUCUAGUCGCUCGCAAGACCAGGCUUCUUGAUUUAAUCGGAGGAAGCUACCAUGAUCCUAUCAGAAUUGAGCUUCACAUCGCAGACUUGGCUGUGAAGCCGGAAUACGAGGCCCUCUCCUAUACGUGGGCAGACGAGAAUGGGGACUCUUCAAAGUGCGAGAGAGCCUACAUUGGAGAGCGGUGGGACAUCCUACCCAUAACUAAGAAUUGUUCUAAUGCCCUUCGCCGACUUCGAUACCAAAAUCGACCGAGGAGAUUGUGGGUCGACGCCAUCUGCAUAAACCAGAAUGAUGUGGGCGAGAGGUCCCAUCAAGUUGGCAUUAUGCAAAACAUUUACGCAACUGCCUCUAGGGUUUUGAUCUACUUGGGGGAAGAUAAAGAUGACUUGGAUUCUACCAGCUCAUCUCCGUGGAAUUUCGAUAAAUGGAACACUUAUUACAAUAGAUCUUUGGCUGCGCACAAUGAUCUCACACAACGAUCAUACUUCAAGAGAGUAUGGGUGAUCCAAGAGAUAGCUGCGGCGCAAGAUUGUUGGGUUCUUUAUGGGACUAAAGGAGACCGAUGGCUUGAUUUCCGCAGCUCUACCAAAAAUGCUGGUGAUGGAUCGAAUCAGCUCCACCAGCAGCAAGAUUGGUUCCACUUGCUUUCUCGAGGAAGGCCCAUGGACCUACAAGAGCUUCCAAAGCUCUUACAAGCUACACUUCAAUGUCGGGCAACGGACCCCCGAGACAAGGUCUACGCUUUGCUAGGUCUCUUCCCAGGAGCAAACGAAGCCCAGUUGACUGCAGACUAUGCUCUCAGUUUGGACCAAGUGUUUAGCGGCUUGACUGCUUGGAUGCUCUGUCAAAGUUCAGCAUUCAUGCUGCCAAUAUUUGCAGCACUUGAGCCAUCAACCUCGUCUCUGCCUGCAUCGUGGGUUGUUGACUGGUCGUCGGUCAGCGCCUUGAACAAUAUGGGGCCACACCUACCCCAGGCGGAUUCAGGAACAUAUCUUAUCAGCGAACCUCAAGAUACUCCUCGCUUUGAUCGGAAUGGUACUAUGAAACUUCGAGGACGCUUCGUGUCUCAACUUUCAAGCUGUUUGUUCAACUUUGAAUCUCGAAAAGGUCCUUCCAGCGGCGUGAAAGGUCACUUGUACCGUAUUUCAGAUACCCGUUUGGCGGAGGUCGUACCAGACUGGGCCGAGUCGACCGACGAAGUUUUAGAAAUCAGAGGGCUGGAGGACCAUGCUCUCGUGCUUCGGCCCGUUAUGAAGGCACCCAAGGCAUAUCGCUUUGUAGCUGUUGCCAAACACCCCCAAAUUGCCCGAAUUUCUGAUUUGAUCAACCGUUUGGAUCGCAGGAUGAUUCUUCUUUUCUCUGCUUGGCAGUAUGUGCUCAGAGGCGCGAGCGGCGGAGCACUCUGGUUUGAGACAGUCACAUGGGACACAAUCAAAGCUGUAUGCUGGGAAUUGAAGCAUGCAAGCAACCUGGAAGCCGAUGAUAAGGGUUCAUCAAAACUUGAUCUUGGGAGUCGCCUCCGAGCCCGGAUCAGGAACUGUAUUAAGGAUCCGGAUCGGACACCAACCAGAUGGGAAACAAUCAGUGGGCUGCGAAACACAGUGCAUUUGGAGCAAAAUUUUCAUGAUCUAUUUAGAGUCAUGACGAUUUUGGGUUGGGAAUAUGGGGCUGUUCCGAAAAGAGACCAGUCAGGUGGCUAUCAGCGCAGUGUUCCAUGGGAUGAGGCAUAUCUCCGCGAACCUCAUAUACGCCACUUCCUGGAGGAAUUCCAAAAAAGGUGUAGACACUCCGACGACCACGGAAAAUUCAAAUCCUCCUACAAGUUCGACAGAUUUCUUCGGGAGAGUAGAUAUCAGCCUUUUGUCAAAGUGCUUCUGAGUCAGGGACUGGAUCAAAAGAUCAUCACAUUCGAGAAUAUGUCACGGAUGGACGGUGGCGUCCUUCUUCGCAAGGGAACGCUCCCAGGACAGACCGUGCCAUGGGCGCACGAUUCUUUGAAUUUGAUAGUCGGGAAGCUCCCUGAGGUCGAGGAGCCUCUUGAGGAUAUUUGGUUCUACGGGGAAUCGAACGACUCUCAUCUCAACACUUGGGCGGCCGAUUUCAUUAAUUCAUGGACCCUUCUGGCAAAUGAGAAAUCUCCCAGACCCGAUCCCCCUUCCUCUGAAAUAGAUGAAGAAGGACAUGGCGGCGAGGAAGGAUUCUGGGCCACAGGAAAGUCAACCAGGACGGAAUUGACUGGCAGUUUUACAACCCCUGAGGUGGAGCCGGCGUCACCGGAUCUUGUGAGCGAGGUAAAAUGGGAGCCGCUGAUGGAUCUUGUGAGAGAGACAGAGGCGCGGCUUCUUCCUCUGGAGAAAGCAUUCACCCUUACUGAUACGUACGACGAAGAUAUGAAGGAUGUCCCUUGGGAGGAUAUCCGUAUAAUUUAG